AUGGAAGACAACCACAUCUACCAAUACUCCCUCCUCAACGCCCUCAUGGACGGCGUCUGUGAAACCGGCAUUACCGCGUCGAAGUUCGCUCAAAAAGGCAACCAAGGUCUCGGCACUUUCUCUCGCAUGAAUGGCGAACUCCUCUUCCUCGACGGCACAGUCUAUCAACUCCAAGCCGAGGGAAACGUCCGCGAAGCCUCACCCGACGACCAGAUCCCCUUCGCCGUGAGCACCAAGUUCGUGCCGCAGCAGACGACGAAGGUGGAGUUCAAGGACAAGAAUGACGUCGACCGUGCGCUGGAUGGGUUCAAUGACCACGCGAAGAAUUUGUUCAUGACGUAUAGGAUCAACGGGAAGUUCGAGUACCUGAAGUGCAGGACCGUGCGAGGGCAGGAGUACAAAGGACAGCCUCUUUCCGAACUCAGUCAGAAGCAAUCGGUGGAGGUGUACGAGAAUGUGGAGGGGACGAUCAUUGGGUUUCGAACGCCGAAGAAUUGGCAGGGGUUUGGGGUGGCGGGCGAGCAUUUGCAUUUCAUGCAGGGUGAUCGGAAGGCUGGGGGGCAUGUGUUGGAGGUGAGGGCGAAGGAGGUGGAGAUGCAGAUGGCGGUCGCGUCGAAUGUGCAUGUUGAGUUGCCGACGACGGAGGAUUUUAAUGCGGCGUCGUUGGUUACGGAUGAUGAGGGGGUGAAGAAGGCGGAGGGGUGA
Messenger RNA from Zasmidium cellare ATCC 36951, 705 nucleotides. RefSeq lists its product as uncharacterized. Gene Ontology annotation, biological process: acetoin biosynthetic process. The transcript has a single exon. NCBI's taxonomy places the organism in Eukaryota, Fungi, Ascomycota, Dothideomycetes, Mycosphaerellales, Mycosphaerellaceae. Gene Ontology annotation, molecular function: acetolactate decarboxylase activity. Bases 1 to 705 code for a protein of 234 amino acids. The record is from RefSeq and is a predicted model, not a curated record.